AUGGGCAAGUACCCCGAUCUAUAUGAGGCGUCCAUUGCCGAGCUCCAAGAUGGUCUGGAGAAAGGUAUCUUCACAAGCGUCGAUCUCGUGAACGCAUACUUGGCGAGGACAGAGGAAGUCAAUCUCAAGGGGCCCGCCUUGCAUGCCGUCAUCGAGACGACUCCGAAUGCGCUAGAGCAGGCUGCUGUCUUGGAUAAUGAGAGAAAGACAUCCGGUGCUCGUGGACCACUUCAUGGGAUACCGAUACUUCUGAAGGACAACAUUGCAACCCUUCACAGCCAAGGAAUGAACACCACAGCAGGCUCUUAUGCUCUACUUGGUUCCGUCGUUCCCCGCGAUGCGACUGUCUCCGCCAUGCUGAGGGCUGCAGGUGCUAUCCUUCUUGGCAAGGCAAGUCUUUCAGAGUGGGCGAACUGGCGCGGCGAAGUGCCUUCUGGCUUUUCAGGACGCGGAGGACAGUGUAUCAGCCCGUACGUCUCGCUCGGUAAUCCUUCCGGUUCAAGCUCUGGGAGCGGUGUGGCAAUAGCAAUCGGGUUGGCAGCGGGCUCUCUGGGGUCGGAGACAGACGGCUCGAUCAUAUCGCCCAGCAGCUACUGCAACAUCGUGGGCAUUAAGCCCACUGUUGGUCUCACUUCCAGAGCAGGAGUCAUCCCUAUCUCUGAGCAUCAAGACUCAAUCGGGCCGAUGUGUCGCACCGUCGCCGACGCGGCGGUCAUCCUGAAUUCCAUCGUCGGGCGUGAUCCUCUGGACAGCUACUCGCUCUCACAACUAGAAAUUGCGCCGGAUUACAUCCAGGCACUCCAGGCAGACGGCUUGAAAGGCGCGCGGCUCGGAGUGCCCAGGAAGCUGUUCGAGAAAGCGGAUGUCAACAUCAUUGCGGCAUUCAAUGCGACCUUGGACGUCUUCCGCGAAUUGGGAGCAACCAUAAUUGAUCCUGCUGAGUUCCCUGAGUACGACAAUGAUGCUAUCGCUCAGAGAGAGACUAUCGUACUCCGCACGGACUUCAAGGUUAACGUCAAGCAGUACAUAUCACAGCUUGUUGAGGUGCCCACCGGCGUGAAGGAUCUUUCCGACUUGAUCACCUUCAACAAGGAACACGCGGAUAUAGAGUUGGUAGAGCCAUACUGGAAGGAUCAGUCCACCUUCAUAAAGUCGAAUGAGACGACCCCAGACCAGGCAUUCUAUGACGCGCUCGCGGCAAACACGGCGAUGGGACGGUCAGGCGGGAUCGACGGGGCACUGAAACAGUACAACCUGGACGCUAUAAUCUCCCCGACGAGCGACGCGUCCAAGCCCGCCGCUAUCGCAGCGUAUCCUGUCAUCACUGUCCCCCUUGGCUUCCAGCCGCAUGAUGUGCUCCUUUCCGAUGCUAAGCCCACGCGCGCCAUAGGCCCGAACAUGCCGUUCGGGAUCUCAUUCCUCGGGACAGCGUACAGCGAAUUCAGCCUGAUCAAAUACGCGUACGCCUAUGAACAGGCGACAAAGACUCGGCUCAAGCAGUUGGCAUACUCGGAAGCAAUUCCAAAGACACAGUUGGGUGACGUGAUUGGGAAGUAG
Molecule: messenger RNA, 1557 nt
Organism: Sparassis crispa
Lineage: Eukaryota; Fungi; Basidiomycota; Agaricomycetes; Polyporales; Sparassidaceae
Product: Putative amidase
Exons: 8
Coding region: 1-1557 (518 amino acids)
Source: RefSeq, a predicted model, not a curated record